Messenger RNA from Rana temporaria (common frog), 2045 nucleotides. Its product is annotated as gastrula zinc finger protein XlCGF26.1-like. The transcript has a single exon. The record is from RefSeq and is a predicted model, not a curated record. NCBI's taxonomy places the organism in Eukaryota, Metazoa, Chordata, Amphibia, Anura, Ranidae. The coding region runs from base 45 to 1910 and encodes 621 amino acids.
CUGAUAAAUCCCUUAUUCUGACCUCAGAUGUCCAUCUAAGAUCAAUGGGUCCUUCUAAUCCUAAGGAACCUUCUGAUAAAUCCCAUACUAUGACCUCAGAUGUCCAUCUAAGAUCAAUGGGUCCUUCUAAUCCUAAGGAACCUUCUGAUAAAUCCCAUACUAUGACCUCAGAUGUCCAUCUAAGAUCAAUGGGUCCUUCUAAUCCUGAGGAACCCUCUGAUAAAUCCCAUAUUCUGACCUCAGAUGUCUAUUUAAGUUCUCACAGUGCUCAACAGAUCCAACAGAUCUCAACAGAUCCAUCCGUUCCUCAGAAAUCCUCUUCAAGCCAUGAUGAAGCUCACACAGGAGGGAGCUCAUUGUCCUGUUUGGUGUGUGGGAAAACAUUCACUAAGAAAAAAGGACUUCUUAACCACCAGAAAUCUCACAAGACUGUGCAUCCUUAUUCAUGUUCGGAGUGUGGAAAAGGUUAUUGUAAGAAGGAAAGCCUUGUUGUACACCAGAGAACACACACGGGUGAGCGUCCCUUUUCCUGCUUAGAGUGCGAAAAAUGUUUUUACAAGAAAGAAACACUUUUUAUUCAUCAGAGAACUCACACUGGUGAGCGUCCCUUUUGCUGUUCAGAGUGCGGGAAAUAUUUUUCUCAAAAAGGAUGCCUUCGUAAACACCAAAGAAGUCACACCGGUGAGCGUCCCUACUCAUGUUUGGAUUGCGGGAAAAGUUUUCCAAGGAAGGGUUCCCUUCUUACACACCAGAAACUUCACACUGGUGAGCGUCCCUUUUCCUGUUUAGAGUGCGGAAGGUGUCUUUCUAAUAAACAAAACCUUCUUACACACCAGAGAAUUCAUACCGGUGAGCGUCCCUUUUGCUGUUCAGAGUGCGGAAAAUGUUUUUCCGAAAAAGGAAGCCUUGUGAAACACAGACGAAGUCACACCGGCGAGCGUCCCUAUUCAUGUCCGGAUUGCGGGAAACGUUUUUCUAACAAAGGAUCCCUUCUUACACACCAGAGAAGUCACACAGGCGAGCGUCCCUUCUCUUGUUUAGAGUGCGGAAAAUGCUUUUCUGACCAAGGGAACCUUCGUAAACACCAGAGAGUUCAUACGGGUGAACGUCCCUUUUCCUGUUCAGAGUGCGGAAAAUGUUUUUCUGACCAAGGAAACCUUCAUCAACACCAAAGAAAACACACUGGUCAGCGCCCCUAUUCAUGUUCGGAGUGUGGAAAAGGUUUUUUCCGGAAAAAACAGCUUCUCCUACACCAGAGAAGUCACUCCGGUGAGGAACCUUAUUCGUGUUCAGAGUGUGGAAAAUGUUUGACCACGAAAGAAAGUCUUAUUAAUCACCAGAGAAUUCAUACGGGUGAGCGCCCUUACUCAUGUUCAGAGUGCGGGAAAUGUUUCACUAUAAAAGAAAGCCUUGUUUCUCACCAGAAAAUUCACUCAAGUGAGCGUCCCCAUUCAUGUUCAGAGUGCGGGAAAUGUUUCAUCAAAAAAAAAGCCCUUGUUAUACACCAGAGAAUUCACACGGGUGAGCGUCCUUAUUCAUGCUUGGCGUGCGGGAAAUGUUUCACUGCCAAAGAAAACCUUGUUUCUCACCAGAAAAUUCACUCAGGCGAGCGUCUUUAUUCAUGUUCAGAGUGCGGGAAAUCUUUCGCUUGGAAAGUAAGCCUUGUUACUCACCAGAGAAUUCAUUCAGGCGAGCGUCCUUAUUCAUGUUCAGUGUGCGGGAAAUCUUUCACUAAAAAUGGAGGCCUUGUUAGACACCAGAGAAUUCACUCAAGUGAGCGUCCCUACUUAUGUACAGAGUGCGGGAAAUGUUUCACUGCAAAACAAUCCCUUCUUGCGCACAUGACAAGACACAGCUCGGAGCAUCCAAACAACUUUCAGACUGCGGUAAAUGUUGUACAGAUCACAUAAGUCUAAUCGGAGAGAAGACAGUUCUACUUGUAAUAAAGCUAUGUGAAUUGAGCCUCGUAUGUUGUAUUUCAAUGUUCAGUUUGUUUUUCAUUCUGUAGUUUCACAUUUAUAAAUACUAAAACUCUAUUCAAUUAU